Molecule: messenger RNA, 863 nt
Organism: Callorhinchus milii (elephant shark)
Lineage: Eukaryota; Metazoa; Chordata; Chondrichthyes; Chimaeriformes; Callorhinchidae
Gene: faslga
Product: tumor necrosis factor ligand superfamily member 6-like
Exons: 4
Coding region: 103-840 (245 amino acids)
Biological process (GO): positive regulation of canonical NF-kappaB signal transduction; immune response; extrinsic apoptotic signaling pathway via death domain receptors
Cellular component (GO): membrane
Molecular function (GO): tumor necrosis factor receptor binding
Source: RefSeq, a predicted model, not a curated record
GCUCAAGGGCUAGUGGAUUAUUCUGCUCUUCAGAAACAACUGAAGGACGACUCAGCCAAUUGUCGAAAAUACCGCAUCCUUACCAGAUCCCUUUUUGGAACAAUGCAACAGAAUUAUUUAUAUCCACAAAUCUACAUGGUGGAUGGGAAUCCGAAUAUCAACCCUUGUGUGACAGCACCUGCCUGGUCAUUACAACCAUUGAAGAAGAAAAGGAAAUUAGACUGGAGGAAUAUAGGCACUAUCCUGAUUCUGUUCUUGGUCCUCCUAGCAUUAGCAGGGGUGGCAUUGGGCACAAUGCACAUAAUGCAACUCCAAAAGGAACUGAAUGAAUUGAAACAGGUCAAUACUGCCAGAGAACCACGGACGGAGAAGCAAAUUGGAUUUCGAAACCUUACAGUCCCUGUCAAACAGAAAGAAAAAGCUGCACAUCUCACGGGAAAGAGCUUUACUGGGGAUUCCAAGACAAUUAUGUGGGAAGACAGUUUGGGCCAUGCCUUCACCAGAGGCAUACAAUACAAAGACAGAGGGUUACUUAUCAACGAAACAGGGCUUUUCUUCAUUUACUCCAAGGUCUAUUUCCGAGGGCAGAUCUGCCAGAAGAAUAUGUACUUAGAACACAACGUGUUCAAACGAACUGAACGCUAUCCCAAAGACAUAAUCUUAAUGGAAAUGAAGACGCUCAACCCGUGCACUGGGAAUGGAGCACGAUGGAUCAAGAAUAGCUAUGAAGCAGGAAUAUUUCAGUUAUCCAAAGGAGAAAGUGUUUAUGUCAAUGUGUCUCGACCAGAAUUAGUUAGUUUUGAUGAAUCUAAAACUUUCUUUGGUUUGUAUAAACUGUAAUUUAGGUUGCAAACUGAUACAUU